Messenger RNA from Arachis ipaensis, 1391 nucleotides. NCBI's taxonomy places the organism in Eukaryota, Viridiplantae, Streptophyta, Magnoliopsida, Fabales, Fabaceae. The record is from RefSeq and is a predicted model, not a curated record.
AUUGGAUUUAUUCAUGUCAUGAUUGUGUGUCAUACCAACCAUAGAACUCCCUAUUUGUUUUGUCACCAAAGCAUGACUCAGCUCAGCACCAUAACAUAUCAAUCAAUUUCCUUUAUGAACUAGGGACUGAUCCACAAAUAAAUGAAAUUAGAGAGGACACAAGGAAAGGUAUUAGCUGAUUAGCAACAGAUGGUGAUAAUUAACACAGAAAUGUCACAAAGUGAAGAUGAAGAGAUCAACAUGGCAGCUUGGAUUCUUGGUGUUAAAGAUUUAUCAAUUCAACCAUAUCCACUUCCUUCUUUAGGUCCCCAUGAUGUUAAAAUUAGAAUUAAAGCUGUUGGUAUUUGUGGAAGUGAUGUUCAUUACUAUAAGACUAUGAGAUGUGCAAAUUUUAUUGCCAACAAGCCUAUGGUACUGGGGCAUGAAUGUGCUGGAAUCAUUCAAGAACUAGGCACUCAAGUUCAAUCUCUUGCAGUAGGGGACAGGGUAGCCUUAGAGCCUGGAAUCAGUUGCCAAACAUGCAAUUUCUGCAAAGGUGGCCGCUACAAUCUCUGUCGCGGCAUGAAAUGUUUUGGAUCAGCAUCAACUCACACUCACGGUUCUCUUGCCAAUAUGGUGGUGCAUCCUGCCAAUCUGUGUUUCAAGCUACCUGACAAUGUGAGCUUGGAGGAAGGAGCCAUGAUUGAGCCACUCAGUGUAGGAGUGCAUGCGUGUCGUCGCGCGAAUAUCAGUCCAGACACAAAUGUACUAAUCAUAGGAGCAGGACCAAUUGGCCUUGUAGUAUCACUUGCUGCCAGGGCAUUUGGAUCACCAAGAAUUGUGAUGGUUGAUGUUGAUAACACUCGUUUAUCAAUUGCAAAAGAUCUUGGUGCAGAUGAGACUAUUCUAGUUUCAACUAGUAUCCAGGACAUGGAGAAAGAAGUGGUGCAAAUCCAGAAUGCCAUGAGGUCUAAGAUUCAUGUGAGUUUUGACUGUGUUGGCUACAAUAAAACCAUGUCCACAUCACUCAAUGUCACCACCUCUGGUGGCAAAGUUUGCCUCAUUGGAUUAGCUCAAACUGAGAUGACAGUUCCCCUUACUCCGGCCGCAGCGAGGGAGGUUGAUGUAAUUGGAAUAUUCAGAUACAGAAACACUUGGCCCCUAUGCAUUGAGCUAUUAAGAACUGGGAAGAUUGACAUCAAGCCAUUGAUAAGUCACAGGUUUGGAUUCUCACAGAAAGAGUUGGAAGAAGCCUUUGAAACCAGUGCUCGAGGGGGAAAUGCUAUUAAGAUCAUGUUCAAUCUCUAGAUUCAGUGUGUUUCUUUUAGCAUUAAGUUAAUUACUAAUUGAAGUAUAGAGUGUAUUACUCUCAUAAUACAUCAUAGUAGUAUUAGUACUCUCUUAUUUAAUUU